This is a messenger RNA of Plectropomus leopardus (leopard coralgrouper), 3740 nucleotides long. It is a transcript of the gene elmo3, whose product is annotated as engulfment and cell motility 3. Gene Ontology annotation, biological process: actin filament organization; cell motility. The record is from RefSeq and is a predicted model, not a curated record. NCBI's taxonomy places the organism in Eukaryota, Metazoa, Chordata, Actinopteri, Perciformes, Serranidae.
CUCGACUGAUCGACUCCAACCAACCCGGAACUUUUAAGUCAACUAAUCACUCCUGAAAACUUGUUGCAAGGAGUUUCCUCUUGUUUUUCCGAGAAGUUUAAAUGUUACUCUAAGAAAAGUCACGUCUUCGGACUGAGUUAGUUUCUUCUGAGGGGAAAAAAGACAAAUGUUUCUCGCUCGGACUGCGGCGGUUCCUGUGGGACAGUAGCUCUCGACUUGUCUUUUCAAACCAGCUAGAGAGUGGUGCGGUCAAGAGGUGCCGACAUGCCUCAGCAGAAGGACAUAGUGAAGAUAGCCAUCCAGAUGCCUGGGGCCUACCCCCAGCUUAUACAACUGGACCAGAAAAAGCCCCUAUCUGCUGUAAUAAAGGAAGUGUGUGAUGGCUGGAACCUCCCGGGUCCCGACAACUAUGCUCUGCAGUAUGCUGACGGAGUACAGACGUACAUCACUGAAUCAAAUCGUCUGGACAUUAAGAACGGCUGCAUUCUGCGACUGACCAAGGCACCGGGCCGCUGUGCAGAAGACUUGUACAAGGGCAUCCAGAGUUCGGACGCAGGCGUGCGCUGCGAUUCCUUGAAGCAACUGGCAAACGUGUCCACAGACGUGACCUUUGCUCAAGAGUACAUCAGCCGAGAUGGACACCUCUUAUUGGUCAAGAUAGUAGAGGACUCUAAUGAGAGUAACGUGAUCAUGACCCACACACUGACAGCCUUCAUGGAACUGAUGGAUCAUGGGAUAGUUUCAUGGGAGAACCUCUCGUCUGUCUUUAUCAAGAAGAUUGCCGGUUUUGUCAACGCCAAGCCGACUGAUGCAUCAAUACAGCAAGUGUCCCUGGACAUUCUGGAGAGCAUGGUGCUGAGCAGCCAGAGCCUCUUCCUGCAGGUCAAACAGGAAGUCACUAUGGAGAGGCUCAUCGCUCACCUCCAGGUGACGAAUCAGCAGAUACAGACCAAAGCCAUGGCCCUACUUAUGGCACUACUACAAACAGCCGGAGCGUCAGACAGACAGGAUAUGUUUGCGUUCCUGAACAAGAAGAAUCUCCGGCAGUACAUUUAUAAAAACAUCAUCCACAGUUCUGGUUCAGUCCAGGAUGAGAUGGCCCACUACCUCUAUGUCCUACAGUCUGUUACCUUGAAUCACCUGGAGCCUCGCAUGAGGACGCCUCUGGACUGUUACAGCCAGGAGCAGAGAGACAUCCUUCACGGUUUGCGACAGGCAGCAUUUGAGACUGAAAGCGAGAACAGUCUGAGCCACGAGAGACGACGCUCGCUCUGCGCCAAAGAGUUCAAGAAGUUAGGCUUCUCUAACAAUAGUAACCCUGGUCAGGACUUGGUGCGAACGCCUCCUGGUCUUCUAGCUUUGGACACCAUGUUUUAUUUUGCUGUGCGCUAUCCUGAUGCCUACAGCAGGUUUGUCCUGGAGAACAGCAGCAGGGAAGACAAACACGAGUGUCCAUUUGCCAGAAGCAGCAUCCAGCUCACACUCAUCCUGUGUGAAAUCCUUCGUAUCGGAGAGCCCCCCUCAGAGACGGGAUCUGACUACCACCCCAUCUUCUUCAGUCAGGACCGGCUGAUGGAGGAGCUUUUCUGUAUUUGCAUUCAGCUGCUUAACAAGACCUGGAAGGAGAUGAGAGCCACGCAGGAGGAUUUUGACAAGGUGAUGCAGGUGGUGAGGGAGCAGAUCACCAGAACAUUGUCCAGUAAGCCGACUUCCCUGGAGCUCUUCAAGAACAAAGUUAACGCUCUCAACUACAGCGAGAUCCUCAAACUGCGGCAGACUGAACGGCUGCACCAAGAAGAGACUCUUGCUCCACCCGUGCUUGAGCUGAAAGAGCGUCUGAAGCCAGAGCUGCUUGAGUUGAUCCGCCAGCAGAGACUCAACAGGCUGUGUCAAGGAACAAUGUUCAGAAAGAUAAGCAGCCGACGCAGACAAGAUAAACUUUGGUACUGCCGCUUGUCGCCCAAUCACAAAAUGCUUCACUACGGUGAUGUGGAGGAAGAUUCGGAAAAUCCACCAAUCGAAACACUACAAGAGAAGAUUCCAGUAGCAGAUAUCAAAGGCUUGCUGACGGGAAAAGACUGUCCUCACAUGAAAGAGAACAAAGGCAAACAGAACAAGGAGGUGCUGGACUUGGCAUUUAGCAUCACCUAUGAUGUAGAAGAGUACAGUCUGAACUUCAUCGCCCCCUCUAGAACUGAUUUCUGCCUGUGGACAGAUGGACUGAGCGUUCUCCUGGGCCGGGAGAUGAGUAGUGAAUCCAUGCGCAGUGAAUUGGAUAUCCUGCUCUCUAUGGAGAUUAAGCUCCGCCUCCUGGACCUUGAGAACGUUCCCAUUCCCGACAGCGCGCCUGUCGUCCCCAAACCACCAAGCAACUUCAACUUCUGCUACGACUUCAGCCAGACUGAGCAGUAAAGAGUGCAUUCACUGCAGUGCAACCGACGUGUGAAUUUGUACAUAUACCGGUAUGUGUGUAUGUGUGCGUGGAUAUCUGAAAUGAUAAGUGUGUAUGUGAGGUGGGAUCUGACCUCUGCAUCCAUGCACUUAUUCCUAUAACACACAUUUAUAAAAGUAGAUUUUUCCUCUGCGGCCUGGCCUUCUACAUCCAUGUGAAACAAUGAUACAAUAAGAGAAAACCUGUGGAAACUACAGCGGUGUUUGUGGGUGUGAACUGCUGACAAAUGGCUGUUGACUUUACUAAUGCUGCAGAUUAUCUGGGAGUUUGUCUCUCCCUCCAUGAUCCCCCGUCACCGCGCUGGUCCUCACUUCAACUCCAAAAACAACACAUUGCACAAUGACAUUCUUCUUAUAUGAUACUGCCACUCAAGUAAUGGUACUUUAAUCAUGAUUUGUGUAAUCAUUUUAUAUUUCUGAAUAUAUCUAAACCUAUGUAUGAUACAUAGAUUAUUCUUGUGAGCGCAAUGCUGGUUUUUACUUGUUGAGGCAAAAGAUGCUUUGAUGUUAGUCCAAAAUGCUGGUUGUGCUCAUUUAUUACAUUUUUUUAUUGUAUUUUCUGUUGCUUUAAAGAAAAAAAAAAGAAAAGUAAAAAAAAGACAAGGGCAUUAACUAGAACACAGUGCUUUCUCAAGAUGUGGUACAUGUUUAAACUCAUUUCCAACAUAUACAACGUUAUGCAGUAUCUUUCAGUGUUGAAUAAUAUUUUCCUUAACUUUUAUGUACUGGCCUCGGUACAGAUCCCAGCAGCUCAGUAUGAUUACUGUAGAGCAGACACACUCUGAAAGCUCUGUACGACCUAAGUUUGUUUAUAUAGUGAUGCAAAUCUGUAUUAGGUACCAAGCUUACUUUUUUUCUGUUUGUUUUUAUAAUUUAAUUUAAUAAUUGUAAAAUUGCCAUCUACAGCUUGAUAAUGAGAAAAACUUGUUUCAUGCAAUCAGUGAUGAUUUUUAGUUUUGUCUCUACUUUCACAGAUCAGAUCUUGAAUUAAUUUUAAAACUGAUGAAUUUUGUACAAGGCACUUAUCAUAAUAUGAUGGAAGCGACGUGUUCUGUCACAACGUACUACACUCUCACUCACCAAGAGUUCAGCUUUGACACUUGAAGCAGCUAGACAGUAACUGACACAAGCCUGUAGUAAACAGUUUUCUCCUAUUUUUGGCACGGGGUUCCCCACUGUCCUCUGCUGUGUUUUCCUGACACAAGACCCUCUGGGUUAAUAUCAAUUUUAAUUCACGCUCUUGUGGUGACUUCACAUGAAUAAACAGUUUGAUUUGUACUGCAAAAAGA